CGUGUCGUUCUGUCAAAAAUCUAACCUGUCCGAUUACUGAUAUCCGAUUUGUUUACAAAUAUACAAGUAAAGUUAAAAGUUUUAAAAUGAGUUUCCGUAAUUAUAAACAGAAAAUUGAUGAGGGGGAUACAGUGAUAGUGUAUUUAAGUAAUACGAUAUACGCUAUAGAAGUCCGGCCGGAAAUAAAAAAUAAAAAAGGUGACAUUAUUGAAAACGUGUUUCAAACACAGUUUGGCGCGUUAAAAAUAAAAAACUUAAUUGGAGCUGAAUAUGGGUCUCGCAUUGAGUUAUCAAAAGGAUGGGGCCAUGUACUACAGCCAACUCCAGAGCUCUGGUCCUUGACGCUCCCUCAUAGAACACAAAUAAUAUACACUCCUGAUAUCAGUAUGAUUAUGUUGCAAUUGGAUUUGGUUCCGGGAAGUAUUGUUAUUGAAGCUGGAACGGGCAGUGGGUCCCUGACCCACGCUCUGAUACGUCGAGUGCGGCCCCAUGGCCACGUGUACACGUUUGACUUCCACGAACAUCGGACGAAAGUAGCAACGGAGGAGUUUGAAGAGCAUGGGCUUGCUGACUUUGUUACGGCACAACACAGGGACGUACUUGAGGAGGGCUUCGGCGAAGACUUACAAGGCAAGGCGGAUGCCGUGUUCUUGGACUUACCUAGUCCGUGGCGCGGUGUGACUCACGCGGUUGCGGUUAUGAAGGAUCAAG
This is a messenger RNA of Manduca sexta (tobacco hornworm), 711 nucleotides long. It is a transcript of the gene Trmt61, whose product is annotated as tRNA (adenine(58)-N(1))-methyltransferase catalytic subunit TRMT61A. Gene Ontology annotation, biological process: tRNA methylation. Lineage: Eukaryota; Metazoa; Arthropoda; Insecta; Lepidoptera; Sphingidae. The record is from RefSeq and is a predicted model, not a curated record. Gene Ontology annotation, cellular component: nucleus; tRNA (m1A) methyltransferase complex.